GCUCCGGUGUCGCGCGGCCGCCAUAUUUGCACCGGACGAACACGAACGUUAUAAAACCCGCGCGCUGCAGGUGAGCUACCUGCGUUACCGAGGCAGCUACCCCCGCGAGACUCCGCGAGACUCCACGAGACUACGCGAGACUGAAGAUGUCGCUGGUGGACCUCGGGAAGCGUCUGCUGGAAGCGGCUCGGAAAGGUCAAGACGAUGAGGUCAGGAACCUGAUGGCCAACGGAGCGCCGUUCACCACCGACUGGUUGGGGACGUCGCCGCUCCACCUCGCCGCUCAGCACGGCCAUUACUCCACCGCCGACGUCCUGCUGAGGGCCGGCGUCAGCAGAGACGCCCGCACCAAAGUGGACCGCACGCCGCUGCACAUGGCGGCCGCCGAGGGACACACGGUCAUCGUGGAGCUGCUGGUCCGGAGCGGCGCCGACAUCAACGCCAAAGACAUGCUGAAGAUGACGGCGCUGCACUGGGCGGCGCAGCACGCUCACCACGGCGUCGCUGAGACGCUCAUCAAACACGGCGCCGACGUCCACGCGCUCAGCAAGUUCGACAAGACGCCGUUCGACAUCGCCGUCGACAUCCAGAACACCGAGCUGAUGCUGCUGCUGCAGGAGGGCAUGCAGAACCAGGUGAACAUGAACCAGGUGAGCAUGAACGUGGAGACCAGCUCCACCAACAACCAGCCGCAGUUCAUCAUCCAGGGGAUCCCCGGCCUCCAGGGGGGGGUGGUGAACCUCGCCGAGCUGCUCAACAAGGCCAACGCAGGAGACUCGGAGGAGGCCAUGGCUGCCAGCGCCCUGGACUCCAACAUCCAGCACGCCACCGUGGUCAACGAGGGGGGUCAGAGGGUCAUCACCAUAGUGACGGACCAGCACGGCAACCUGCAGACCACGGGGGGGAUGGCGCCGCCGUUCUUCGUCACCAUGCAGCACGGACAGCAGAUGCUGGCGGUGCCGGCCAACACCGUGACGGAGGAGGUGGUGACGGAGGAGCCUCAGGCUCUGCCCUCCAGGAAGAGGAAGCUGGAGGUGACCAACAACCACAACGACUCUGGAGAGACGGAGUUGUUGCAGAGGCAGCUGCUGGAGGCCAACAGGAAGGCUCAGGAGUACCGUCAGCAGCUGCUUCGUAAGGAGCAGGAGGCGGAGGAGUAUCGCGUCAAGCUGGAGGCCAUGUCCCAAACUCAGGCCAACCACGCCGCCGCCAUCGCUGCCGCCAACGCCGCCAGCCCCGAGGAGGUGGUGGGAGGGGAGGAGGACGAGGAGGAGGCUGCGGCCGGCAUGGUGGAGGAGGAGGGGGAGAUGGUGGUGCUGCAGGAGGGAGGCAUCAUCAUGGAGGGGGAGGAGGGUCAGGUGACGCUGGUGGAGACGGGGGGAGAGACGACGGAGGUCAGCUCCUAACAGAGAGGAGGUGGGGGGGGAUCAUAACGGGAGGAUUUCAGGUGUGCACCAUUUUGAAUCCCCAAAAGACAACACAGAGGUGGAAUAAAAUGGCUCCCCAGAACCAGAAUGACCACUGAAAACAGACUUAACAAAGAAAGCAGAGGAGUUUGGUCGUGCACCAUUUGGAAUCCCUGAAAAGUUUUGAUGAUAACACUUCACGGAGGGAAACAAAAUGGCUUCCCCAAAAGGAAGUAGAAGACGGAACAAACAUGAUGGAGGAGUUUAGUCCGGCACCAUUUUGAGUUCCAGCUCUAACUGAAUGCCUUCUUAAUGCGGGAUGCAAAAUGGCUGCUGCAGAAAACGAAGCGUCAUAGAGAUGGAGACCAACCGAGGAGGGAAAAACCCGACAGCAUGUUCACUUUUUUUGUGUAAAACCAAAUCGGCAAAAUGAAAAUAACGACAUGGGGUUUAGGACAACGGUCCCUGAAGGCAGCCAUGUCUGUUCCCUGGACGACGCACCAUUCUGCUUCCCCAUGCGACCCUGAGUGAGCAAUUUUAAAGAUCACUAAACCUGAUACUCAUACAGAAUUAAGACUUAGUUUUUUUCUAUAUACAUUUUCCUCCUGGUUUUUUUUUGUUAAACCCAUUUUUAUCCCUUUUAUAGCCACGAUGUUCAUUUCUUUGUCAGUUGGUUGUUCAUCUGAUGCCUUUAUAACUCUAAGUCUUGAUCAAUUGGGGCCACGUUAAACCUUCUAGAAACCCAGCGACUCAAACGUCCCUGAAGCUAGCGCCAUUUUGCUUCCCAAAAGAAAAAGCAUCUUUUUCCGGGAUUCUUUGGACACUAAAAGAACUCACUCUGGACUGCUCUCCUACUUUUUAAUUUUAUGUUUUUGUUGUUAAUAAUCAGUUUUGUUGUCGGAUCUGAUGUCAUCAUGUUUGAGAACAAACUCGUUUGAUUUACACAACGUGAGCGAGGAUGCCAAAUGGAGCCGUUUGUGAAGCAAAGGGAACUAUUUAUGGGGGAUAAAUCGCUCACGUUCUCACCUUUUUUUGUUCGGUGGUUUUCCCAACAAAAAUAUUAAUGUUUGAACAUAGAAAAACUCGUCUUCAUUCCCGGACUGAACCAGAUCCAUCAUGGAAGCCUUUGGUUUGAUCAGUUAAAGUCCUCAAACGUCCAAAACCCAAAGAGAUUCCUGUCCUAGAAGAUAAAAACAUUAAAGAACCUGUGACUGGUUGAUUUUGAGCCUUUUUGAUUAAAAUGACUGAAUAAAUAUCAGAAUGAUUGUCAUUAACCAUCUAUCUCCAGGUAGUUACCAUCGGCUGUGGUUCUAUGAACAGUCGGAGAACAUCUUGACUUUCACUCCUUUUAAAGGUGAUUCCGCCUGUUUUUAGCCCUUUAAUUAAUCUCACAUUUACAUUCCUGUUGAAUAUUUCACUCGUCAGCUUUUACACUCGACUUCCUUCCUUCCAGCUGAUGUCGGUUUCCUUUUGUUCAAACGUCAUCUUUUUUGUUUUGGUCAGAGUUAUGGUGUAGAGAUUUAUAACCCUGGUGAGUUCAAGGACACUCCGAGAUCUGAACGUUUUAGAAAUCCGCCACUUCUAACUUCCUGUUUAGUUCACUAAAACUUCUCACGGGAUGUGUUUUGAAUAAAAACACAACUUGUUAAUGCUUAACGUAGCAAGUAAAGAUAAUUAAGGGUGGAAAAGAGGAAAUGAGACAUAUUUUAUAUUUCUACAGGACUAAGAACAAACGUCCUUUAACGUCAUAACUUUAACAAACACUUUAAUAGGAAUCAUUUUUCUGCCUGGAAGGAAGGAAACCAGGUUAAAUCUGUUUCAGUCUCAGUUUGUUGUUUAGAAUAUGAAACGUGUGAAGUCGUCCGCGUGGACUUUAAAGACCUCCGUUUGUUUGUGUUUCCUGUCCCGCUGGUAAAGCAGUCAUUGAUCACUUCCUGUCAGCUGAUCGACUCCUCGUUUCUGAUCAGCGCUUCAUUUGAGUUGAGUGUGAUAGUUAUUUUUAUAAGCUCAGCAAAGCCAACCCUUUUUCUAUGUACAUAUAAAGUUGUAUUUUUGUAACUGUACCUGAAUGCUUCACGGCGAUGAUGAUGAUGAUGAUGAUGAUGGCGGCCUGCAUUGGUAAUCUGAAAUAUAAACACUUGCUUUUUGAACUUUGUUGUGUUUUUGAUGCUUUAAAUCAGCGACACUUGAACGUGGCGCGAUGCGUUCAGGUGAUUGAAAUGACGA
Anoplopoma fimbria (sablefish) is the source of this 3632-nucleotide messenger RNA. RefSeq names its product GA binding protein transcription factor subunit beta 2a (gene gabpb2a). The record is from RefSeq and is a predicted model, not a curated record. Gene Ontology annotation, molecular function: protein binding; transcription cis-regulatory region binding. Gene Ontology annotation, cellular component: nucleus. NCBI's taxonomy places the organism in Eukaryota, Metazoa, Chordata, Actinopteri, Perciformes, Anoplopomatidae. Bases 147 to 1406 code for a protein of 419 amino acids. The transcript has 8 exons. Gene Ontology annotation, biological process: positive regulation of transcription by RNA polymerase II.